This is a messenger RNA of Thamnophis elegans (Western terrestrial garter snake), 796 nucleotides long. It is a transcript of the gene PABPN1, whose product is annotated as poly(A) binding protein nuclear 1. Gene Ontology annotation, molecular function: RNA binding. The transcript is spliced from 7 exons. Lineage: Eukaryota; Metazoa; Chordata; Lepidosauria; Squamata; Natricidae. Bases 3 to 788 code for a protein of 261 amino acids. The record is from RefSeq and is a predicted model, not a curated record.
AGAUGGUGAUCGAGGCGGCGGGCGACGGCGGCGGCGGCGGGGGGAGCAGAGGCGGCGGCGGCGGCCCCAGGGGCGCCCUCUCGUCCUCCUCGCUGCCCUCCCGGGUCGGCCAAGCCGGCGUGGGCGCCCACCACCACCUCCCUCACCCCGAGGAGCUGGAGGAGGAGGCCGGCUUGGGUGAGGGCGACCCCGGAGACUCCGCCAUCGAAGACCCGGAGCUGGAAGCCAUUAAAGCCAGGGUACGAGAGAUGGAGGAAGAAGCCGAGAAGUUGAAAGAGUUGCAAAAUGAAGUUGAGAAGCAGAUGAACAUGAGCCCCCCACCCGGCAACGCUGGUCCGGUCAUCAUGUCUUUAGAAGAAAAGAUGGAAGCCGACGCCAGAUCGAUAUACGUAGGAAAUGUCGAUUACGGGGCAACUGCAGAAGAGUUGGAAGCCCACUUCCACGGCUGUGGUUCCGUCAACCGCGUGACCAUCCUGUGUGACAAAUACACGGGCCAUCCCAAGGGGUUCGCCUACAUUGAAUUUUCCGACAAGGAAUCGGUGCGGACUUCCUUGGCGUUAGACGAGUCCCUCUUUAGGGGGAGACAGAUCAAGGUGAUUCCCAAACGGACCAACCGGCCAGGCAUCAGCACCACAGACAGAGGCUUCCCCAGAACCCGGUACCGAGGGCGAGGCUCCGGCUACAGUAGUUCCAGGGCCCGUUUCUACAGUGGCUUCAGCAGCAGGCCGCCCCGAGGGCGUGCUUACAGGGGCCGGGCCAGAUCGACCUCAUGGUAUUCCCCUUACUAAAAACAAAA